CUUGAACACAACGUCUACCAAAUCAUUCAAGUCAAGAUGUCGAAGAAGCCAUCGAAGAAACAAGAUGGCAAGUCAGCUGCAGCGGCAGGUGAUUCGCGAUUCACCAAUUUCGAAUCCGAUCCACGUUUCCGCCUACCUUCGAAGAAUCGCAACAAGACCACCCUCGAUAAGCGUUUCUCGCGUAUGCUGAAAGAUGAUGAUUUUAUCGCGAGCGCCAAAGUAGACAAAUACGGCCGAAAAUUGAAGUCGGAUAACAAGAAGAAGGCACUCAAAAGCAUAUAUCAGGCCGACGAGGAUGAAGAAAUUGAAGAGGACGAUGUCGUCGAGCGGGAACUUCAAAAGGCUGAUGCUAAAUAUGAUCCGGCUCGUGGUGGCGGUUUCUCAUCCUCCGAGUCAGAUUCCGAUUCUGAACCUGACGCUGAGGAUGACCAAGAGGAAGAGGAAGAUGAAUCUAAGGUGGAUACGUCUGCGAGUAUGCAAAGACUACGCGACGCCCAGGCGGACGUCGAAACGGGAGAGGUCACCAGGCGCUUAGCUAUAGUUAACCUCGACUGGGACCAUAUAAAGUCUGCCGACUUACUGGCGCUUUUCACUAGCUUCGUACCUAAAGGCGGACGGAUCGAGCGAAUUUCUAUCUACCCAAGCGAGUUUGGCAAGGAGCGAAUGCAGCGAGAAGAAUUAGAAGGCCCACCUAAGGAAAUAUUUAAAGGCUCUGAGUCGCAAGAUGACGACUCCGAACUAGACUCUGAGGAUGAGGAUGACGAUGAAGAUGAUGACGAGAAAAUAAAAAACGAACUCCUCCAGGAAGGGAACGAUCAGGAUUUUGACAGCGAUGCCCUCCGAGCCUACCAAUUGGACCGAUUGCGGUAUUACUACGCUGUCAUGAUAUGUUCAGACAUAGCCACGGCGAACAAGAUAUAUCAAGCCACCGACGGAACAGAAUACCAAACCUCUUCAAAUUUUAUGGACUUAAGGUUCAUACCUGAUGACGUCACUUUCGACGACGAACCAAGAGACGAGUGUGAUUCUAUAUCACCGGAUUAUAAACCGACCGAAUUUACAACCGAUGCCUUGCAACACUCUAAAGUAAAACUCACCUGGGAUAUCCACCCCGAAGAAACAUCUCGGCAAGAAGAUAUCAAACGAGCAUUCAGUGCUAGCCGCGCCGCGAUUGAGGAGAAUGAUUUGCGUGCGUACCUUGCAAGCGAUAGCGACGAUGAUGGUGCUCAGGAUGAUGAAGACGAGGGUGAGGAUGAGGCUGAAGUGGCAGAUGAUCAACCAAAAUUGACGAAAAAGGAGUUAAAAGCAAAGAAACUUCGUGAAGCACUUGGAUUAAAUUCCGAGCCCUUGGCGAAAUCUUCGAAAUCUAAACCAGUUGGGGAUAUGCAAGUCACAUUUUCUGCGGCGUUAAUGGACGGCGAUGAUAAAAAGAAGAAGGAACCGGAUGCCGAAGAAACUACGCUAGAAAAAUACGUGCGCAAGGAAAAAGAAAGGAAGGCCCGGAAGAAGGAGAAGGCAGUGGCUAAGCGGAAUGAAACUACGACCAACCAAGACGAAGCAGAUGGUGAUGACGCUGCGGGGUCCCAAGAUGAUCUCGGUUUCGAUGACCCAUUCUUCACCACAGAGGAGCCUGUUAAGAAAUCUAAGAAUUUCGAAAAGAAAGAAGAACGUCGUAAGAGGAGAGAAGCAAAGGAUGCCGAGGCAGCUGAGAAUGCCGCUCAGAAAGCCCAUUUGGAACGAAUCAUGGCAGAUGAUUCUAAGGAGGCUGCUGAACAUCUUGAUCAUUUCAAUAUGAACGAAAUCGCUCGCGCAGAAAAACUGAAAUCCAAGAAGUUCAAGAAGAAGGGGAAGAAAGAGGUUGAAGAUCAUGGUGGUCUUCAGCAAGGAUUCGAAAUGGACGUCCAAGACGAUCGAUUUAAAGCUGUAUUCGAAAGCCACGAAUUUGCAAUCGAUCCAUCGAACCCGAAGUUCAAGGCUACCCAGGGAAUGAAGCAAUUACUCGACGAGAGACGCAAAAAGCGUAAAAAUGACCCGGACGACGCUGAUGGGCAACAACGACAACGUACCAAAGCUAAGAAGCAACGAAGAUAG
Annulohypoxylon maeteangense is the source of this 2091-nucleotide messenger RNA. RefSeq lists its product as uncharacterized. Gene Ontology annotation, molecular function: RNA binding. NCBI's taxonomy places the organism in Eukaryota, Fungi, Ascomycota, Sordariomycetes, Xylariales, Hypoxylaceae. Bases 37 to 2091 code for a protein of 684 amino acids. The transcript has a single exon. Gene Ontology annotation, biological process: rRNA processing. The record is from RefSeq and is a predicted model, not a curated record. Gene Ontology annotation, cellular component: nucleus.